Messenger RNA from Spea bombifrons (plains spadefoot toad), 896 nucleotides. RefSeq names its product UBX domain protein 8 (gene UBXN8). The transcript has 8 exons. NCBI's taxonomy places the organism in Eukaryota, Metazoa, Chordata, Amphibia, Anura, Pelobatidae. The record is from RefSeq and is a predicted model, not a curated record. Bases 54 to 878 code for a protein of 274 amino acids. Gene Ontology annotation, cellular component: endoplasmic reticulum; nucleus. Gene Ontology annotation, molecular function: ubiquitin binding.
GCCCCCUGUGCCUGAACAGGAAACAGGCUGCUGAUUCCUGAAAAACUACAGAUAUGACAGGGGCCAAGACUUGGAUAACCUGCUUACUCCUGAUAUUACUCUUUAUCUGGAUGGGAUCAGCCAGCAGACCUGGAGAGGUUGUUUUAUGGACAGGAAAGUUUAUCUUCCUCAUCUCUGUCCUCACUCUUAUAAUAUCUUUUGUGACACCAUGGAUUUCUUCCUUUCGUCGAUCAAGAAAAUCCCAUAUGGGAUUGUCAGUCCCGGAAGGUGACAUGGAGCAGCAGCAGAAGCUUGUCAGAAUAGAGCAACAGGAACAAUUGAAGCAAAAGGCAAGCUAUUAUGUGGAGAAUAUUAUGAAGCCACGUGAAGAAUCAAGACUCAAACGGAAAAUGGAGCAUUUUUACAGGAUGACAGGUCAAAGUUGGAAAUUAACAGAAGGUCACAUGCUUGGGGAUGGGGAAGGCCAUGAUUCAUUGAAUAACUGUGAUGCGACUGAUAAAGCUGCUGAAACUCCAAAUAAUGAAGCUCUAAGGAAAAGGAAACUUCCAGAGCAAGCUACUAAGCCUAUACCUAAACUAGAACCACCGCCUCCUAAGAAGAUCAUUACUUUGCCUGAAGAACCUAAUGAACCUGGAGAAGGAGUGAUAAGCGUUGCAUUAAGGUGUCCAAGUGGACGUGUUUUUAGGAGGAGGUUUUACAAAUCCUGCUGCUCCUUGGUGUUGCAAGACUGGAUGAUGAAACUUGGAUACCACUCGGUCUUCUAUGCUCUUUACACAUCAUCUCCAAGGUGUCAAGUAGAACUAAAAACAGAACUGUCAAUAGAAAAUAUUGGUAUUAUAAAAGAUACAUUAUUAAAUAUCGAGCAAAACUAUUCAUAACAACUUAAAAUGAAUACG